AUGGGAACUACCCAUCGAGAAAGUGUUAUCGAAGCAUUCGAUAAGUUCCGACAAGAACUCGACGAACAUCAUGACCGGAGAGAGCGACUUAUCAAGAUCAGCCGGGAUGCGACAAACCUUUCAAAAAAAGUCAUCUUUCUACUUCACCGAACAAUAUCAGAAGAAUCCAAUAAUUCAUCUCUACGAAUAGUCCGUCGCGGUCGUGAAAAGCUUCGGGAAGUGCAAGCGUUAUACGCACAAAUAAGGAACGAGGUACAAGCUGAGCGGUUCUGGCACUACCAUAAAGCAAUAUCACCCGGCCUCCAAGAGUAUAUUGAAGCAUUGAGCUUUGCUCACUACCUCGAGCAUGGCACUCUGGUGUCAUAUGAAGAAGUCCAGCUUUCCCUUUCUGAUGAAAAUGGCAUAUCUUAUUUUACUCUUCCGAGGGAAGAUUACUUACUGGGCUUGUCUGAUGUCACUGGCGAACUCAUGCGUUUUGCAAUAUCUGGAAUAGCUCAGAAGGGCGGCCGCGCUCGAGCUAGAGAAGUGUGUACAUUCGUCAGGCAAUGCAAGGCAGGCAAGUCAAUUAGCUUCACAAUAGUGUGCAAAGUAGACUUCGAGCGCUUUACUCCAUACGUGAGGGAGUUAUCCAAGAAACAGGCUGUAACCUCACAAUCUCUAGCAAAGAUUGAGGACGCGGUGUAUGCCAUUGUGGUUCGAGGAUCUGAGUACGACAUUCCCCCUGAUAUGUUAGAUGACAUCAUUGCGCAGUCGAUCUCGACCUUUAGUUGCUCUACCAGUGCGAGAUCGAGACCUGGUCACAGAGACGGCCGGAGCGGAGAUGAAUACGAAGAUGAUAUUUGA
Molecule: messenger RNA, 843 nt
Organism: Suillus paluster
Lineage: Eukaryota; Fungi; Basidiomycota; Agaricomycetes; Boletales; Suillaceae
Product: Translin
Exons: 6
Coding region: 1-843 (280 amino acids)
Cellular component (GO): nucleus; cytoplasm
Molecular function (GO): RNA endonuclease activity; RNA binding; sequence-specific DNA binding
Source: RefSeq, a predicted model, not a curated record